Rhinichthys klamathensis goyatoka is the source of this 1788-nucleotide messenger RNA. Its product is annotated as high-affinity choline transporter 1. Gene Ontology annotation, molecular function: choline:sodium symporter activity. Gene Ontology annotation, cellular component: plasma membrane; perikaryon; synapse. NCBI's taxonomy places the organism in Eukaryota, Metazoa, Chordata, Actinopteri, Cypriniformes, Leuciscidae. The transcript is spliced from 8 exons. Bases 7 to 1788 code for a protein of 593 amino acids. Gene Ontology annotation, biological process: choline transport; neuromuscular synaptic transmission; transmembrane transport. The record is from RefSeq and is a predicted model, not a curated record.
UGAACGAUGGCCAUUCAUGUGGACGGGCUGCUGGCCAUCAUCAUCUUCUAUCUGCUGAUCCUGGCGGUCGGGAUCUGGGCGGCGUGGAAGAACAAGAACUCCGGGAUCUCAGCGGGAACGGACCGCAGCGAGUCCAUCAUGGUCGGAGGAAGAGACAUCGGCCUGUUCGUGGGAGGAUUCACCAUGACCGCCACAUGGGUGGGCGGCGGCUACAUCAACGGGACAGCGGAGUCUGUGUAUCUGCCCGGCUCCGGCUUGGCUUGGGCUCAGGCUCCGUUCGGAUACGCGCUCAGUCUGGUCGUGGGCGGGCUGUUCUUCGCCAAGCCCAUGCGCUCCCGAGGAUACGUGACCAUGCUGGACCCGUUCCAGCAGCUCUAUGGGAAGAGGAUGGGCGGCCUGCUCUUCAUCCCUGCGUUACUGGGAGAGAUGUUCUGGUCAGCGGCCAUCCUGUCAGCGCUGGGGGCGACGCUCAGCGUGAUCGUGGACAUCAACAUCAACGUGUCUGUGGUGAUCUCGGCGCUGAUCGCGGUCUUCUACACGCUGGUCGGAGGACUGUACUCUGUGGCCUACACUGAUGUUGUCCAGCUCUUCUGCAUUUUUCUGGGUUUGUGGAUCAGCGUGCCGUUCGCUCUGUCCAGUCCUGCCGUGUCGGACAUCGGAGUGACGGCCGUCACCGCAGUGUUUCAGCCUCCGUGGCUCGGAGAGAUCGACCCGUCCGACGGCUGGAUAUGGGCCGAUAACUUCUGCCUUCUCAUGCUGGGCGGGAUCCCGUGGCAGGUGUAUUUCCAGCGGGUUCUCUCGGCCUCCUCUGCUAGUUAUGCUCAAGUCCUGUCGUUCCUGGCCGCUUUCGGCUGUCUCGUCAUGGCCAUCCCGUCCGUCCUGAUCGGGGCCAUCGGGGCCUCCACAGACUGGAACCAGACGUCGUACGGGCCGGUUCCUCCGGUGGAGAAGGACGAGUCGGACAUGAUUCUGCCCAUCGUGCUCCAGCACCUCUGCCCGCCCGCCGUCUCUUUCUUCGGUCUGGGCGCCGUCUCCGCCGCCGUCAUGUCCUCCGCCGACUCCUCCAUCCUCUCCGCCAGCUCCAUGUUCGCCCGCAACAUCUACCAGCUCGCUUUCCGGCAGUCCGCGUCGGACCGAGAGAUCGUGUGGGUGAUGCGGAUCACCAUCUUCGUGUUCGGAGCGCUGGCCACGGCCAUGGCCCUGCUGACGGGCUCCGUGUACGGCCUGUGGUACCUGAGCUCGGACCUGGUGUACGUCAUCAUCUUCCCUCAGCUGCUCUGCGUGCUGUUCGUCAAGGGCACCAACACCUACGGGUCGGUGGCGGGGUACGUGUUCGGGCUCCUGCUGCGGGUCGGCGGAGGCGAGCCGUACCUCCGGCUGCCUCCCUUCAUCUACUAUCCCGGCUGGCGGCCGCGGGAGAAGCAGCACCGCCUGACGCUGGAGGUGGAGCGCUACGUGGAGCAGAGGUUCCCCUACAAGACCGUCUCCAUGCUCGCCUCGCUUCUGAGCAACGCCGCCUUCUCCUAUCUGGCCAAAUACCUGUUCGAAAGCGGCACUCUCUCGCCCAAGUACGACUUCCUGGACGCAGUGCUUUCCAAACACAGCAAGGAGACGAUGGACAAGACGACGCUCGUCACGCACGACAACAUCGUCCUGUCAGAGCUGGCUGCGGUGAAGCCCAGGCACGGAAGCUCUCUAGCGGGAACGUUCGUGAACACAGACGUGCUGACGGACGAGGACACCGUCAGCCCAGACCCCGACACCCGGCACCAGCAGAGACACUGCUGA